Messenger RNA from Colletotrichum phormii, 1845 nucleotides. Its product is annotated as WD repeat domain-containing protein. Gene Ontology annotation, molecular function: protein binding. The transcript has 3 exons. The record is from RefSeq and is a predicted model, not a curated record. NCBI's taxonomy places the organism in Eukaryota, Fungi, Ascomycota, Sordariomycetes, Glomerellales, Glomerellaceae. Gene Ontology annotation, biological process: tRNA modification; RNA (guanine-N7)-methylation. Gene Ontology annotation, cellular component: cytosol; tRNA methyltransferase complex; nucleus. Bases 104 to 1747 code for a protein of 547 amino acids.
AAAUGCAGAUGAGUCUGAAGUGAAAGUUCUACGUCCCUUGCAGGCGCAACUUCAACUCAUGCCAAUUGAGCACGAACAACACUGAAUAAGUCGCAUUUUCACGAUGAAGGUUCCCUACAACUGUCUAGAGCCUGCGGGUAAUGUGGUCUUUGCUGCCAGGGGUGGAAAGAUUCACUCGUUCAGCCUGGAAGAUGGCGCUCACAUCUCAACAUGGAAGCAUCCCGACGUCGAAAAGGCUGUUGCUGCUGCUGCGUCGGCUGCUGCCGCCAAAGUUGAGAUUGAAGUGAGUUCCGGUGUUCCCACACCUUCAAACCCGGCCAACGACGAUGAUGAACCACCCGCCAAGCGUCAGAGAGUAGAGAGCGGCAAAGAAGACAAGGCGGAGGUACAGGAAGAAGCCAAGGAUGUCGAUGCCAUGGUUGUCGAUAGUGAACCUCAGAAAGCCGAACACCAGAAGAGGGAUAGGAGAAAGGGUACCAAGAACAUGAGGCGAAACAACCGGGAUGGUCAGCAAAACAACCGCGGCACGGCGUUUGCGAGAGUCCCAGACUAUCCCGUCAUUACCAUCAUGACGACUACUAGUAACGGAAGUCACUUGUUAGCCAUCUCGGGUCAUGACAAGUCUCUUUGGGUCUUUGAGCACGACGGCAAGGGAAAUCUGAAGGAGUUGAGCCAGAGACAAAUGCCUAAACGUCCCUGCUCGGUUCUCAUCUGCCCAGACAACGAAACAGUCUUGAGUGCAGACAAAUUCGGCGAUGUCUACUCUCUGCCGCUGAUCCCCUCGGAAGCUUCACAAUCCUCCGAGGCCGCGGGCCAGCCCGAGGCCGCCCCUGAGACGGCUCCCGCAGCUGCCAAACCCUUCACGCCGGAAGCGAACUCCUUCACCGUACACUCCAAGAGCAAUCUCCGCGCUCUCCAGAGCCAGCUGCGUGAGCAGCAGAAGUCGAAGCGCGACGUCACAAAGGAGCAGCCGACGUUCGAGCACACGCUCCAGAUCGGCCACGUCUCCAUGCUCACUGCCCUGACGCUCGCGUCAAAGGGGCCCCGGCGGUACAUCAUCACGGCCGACCGCGACGAGCACAUCCGCGUCUCGCGCUUCAUGCCGCACGCCCACGUCAUUGAGGGCUUCUGCCUCGGUCACGCCAACUUCAUCAGUGCGCUUACGCUGCCAAGUCAGGACGUUUUGGUCUCCGGUGGUGGAGACAGCGAGCUGUUCGCCUGGGACUGGGAGAACGGUAAGGUCCUAUCCAAGUUCGAUGUCCUGGGACAAGUUCAGCAAAUCGACAAGGAGACUACCAAGGUCGCUGUGUCCCAGCUGCUCUCGGCCAAUGUCACGGAGAACGGCUUGCAGGUGCCUGUCGUUCUGGUAGUGUGCGAAAGUGUUUCUGCCAUUCUCGUCCUUCGUUUGGCGGAAGACAACACCCUUUCACAUGUACAGACCAUCUCGCUCCCUGGAAACCUGCUUCACGUAGCACCGAUUGUUACCGAAAACUCAAUGACGAGCAUACUGGUGACCAUUGACCCGGCAGAGAACGAAGAUGCACCCAAUGGUAUCGUCUCUUUCAGAUGGACCGGCGCCGCCUUCUCGUCCCAGGACCUUGAGAUACAGGACGCAAGCGUGAGUGAGGCUGAGUUCGACAUGUCUCACGAGCAGGUAAGAAAGCUGUUGUACAAUACCGAGGACUUGCGCAAGCGUGGUGAUGAUGAGCAAGGAGAGGAGGCAGAGGGCGAGCCUGUGGCGAAAUAAUUAACGUGAGAGGUUGCGUCAUAAUUUACGUUGCGAGCACUGUAUAUAUCAGGUGGGCAAAAGCAAUUCAGGCACGUUUAUCAUCAAUUCGAUUUAGC